This is a messenger RNA of Lathyrus oleraceus (garden pea), 588 nucleotides long. RefSeq lists its product as uncharacterized. The transcript has a single exon. Gene Ontology annotation, molecular function: nucleic acid binding; RNA-DNA hybrid ribonuclease activity. The record is from RefSeq and is a predicted model, not a curated record. Lineage: Eukaryota; Viridiplantae; Streptophyta; Magnoliopsida; Fabales; Fabaceae. Bases 1 to 588 code for a protein of 195 amino acids.
AUGCGUUUCGAAUUCCCCGACGAGGAUAUCAUGUUGAUUAGGGAUUGCAACAUCCCUGGUCCCGAGGAAGGACCCGAGCCUGGAUCUCGAUGGACCAUGGUUUUUGAUGGAGCUUCUAAUGCUCAUGGCAAUGGCGUUGGGGCAGUAAUCACUUCUCCAACUAAUUUCCACCUCCCCUUCACCGCCCGAUUAUGUUUUGAAUGUAUAAACAAUAUGGACAAAUACGAGGCUUGUAUCUUUGGUAUUGAAGCUGCUAUCGAUCUUAGAAUCAAAAUCCUAGAAGUCUAUAGAGAUUCAGCCUUGGUAAUCAGCCAAGUCAAAGGAGAUUGGGAUACUAGAGAUCAUAAACUCAUUCCUUACAAAGAGCAUGUCUUGAAACUAGUCCCCUACUUCGAUGAAAUUACAUUCCACCACAUCCCUCGAGAAGAGAAUCAGCUAGCUGACGCUUUGGCAACUUUGGUGCCCAUGUUUAAAGUUAAGUGGAAGAACGAAGCACCAUCCUUUCACCUGAACUACUUGGACGAACCUGCUUACUAUAUGCAGCAGAAGACGAAGCUGACGGUCAUCCUUGGUUCCGCGACAUCAUGA